AUGGAAGGAAAGAAAAAAUGGGAAGAUGAAGCCGUAGAACUACUGAGCGAGCAGUUAAGAAUAGAGAAUUUUGCUUUUUACUUUUACCAAUCGGCGUAUCAGUACUGCAAUAACAGGGAGAUAGCCUUGCCCAGCAUCGCCAAUUUUUUCUAUAAACAAUACAACGAAGAGCUGACACACGCCAAAGGAAUAAUCGAUUAUAUGAACCAAGUUGGGUUGCGUCCAAACUUUAAACCAUUGUCUUUGGACAGGACAGACUAUAAAUCGCUUGUGGAGGUGUUCGAGCUUUCGCUUGAAUACGAGGAAGAAUCAUACAAGCAUAUUUUGAAAUUAUACAGAGCAGCAGACAAAAACCAUGACUAUGCACUUUGCCAGUUCAUGGAUGAAUAUGUUGCAGAACAGGUCAAAAGCAUCAAGGAAUUCUCUGAUUACCUGCAAAAUGCAAAGAGAUGUGCUAAAGGAUUCGAAAUGUUUAAUUUCGAUGCUGAGUUCAAAAGUCUUACGAAGAAGUAUUAA
Messenger RNA from Vavraia culicis subsp. floridensis, 516 nucleotides. RefSeq lists its product as uncharacterized. The coding region runs from base 1 to 516 and encodes 171 amino acids. The record is from RefSeq and is a predicted model, not a curated record. The transcript has a single exon. Gene Ontology annotation, biological process: intracellular iron ion homeostasis; iron ion transport. NCBI's taxonomy places the organism in Eukaryota, Fungi, Microsporidia, Pleistophoridae. Gene Ontology annotation, cellular component: cytoplasm. Gene Ontology annotation, molecular function: ferrous iron binding; ferric iron binding.